CUUGCUAGACACCGUGGGAAAUUGCUUACUAAUUUCACACCCAAAAGAGAUUGAAAAAACAGAGAGUUUCUUAUUUGCAGUCUGCAUUUUGGUAAGGAUGGAGCAUUCACGUCGAACUCAUGGCAGGCUGAUUUUGUUUAAACUCUUUCAUGGCUUCAUUCUUUUAUGCAUGACCACAAGUCUGGAAUCUGCAGCACUGUCCAGCACUAGUCUUGGAAAUGAAACUGAUCGCCUGGCGCUGCUCGACUUCAAGAAACACAUCACUCAAGAUGCUCUCCGUGUCAUGAGCUCAUGGAAUGAUUCCAUCCAUUUCUGCAGUUGGGUUGGUGUUACGUGCAACCAUUCCACCAAGAGAGUCUUGAAUUUGAACCUGCCAGAUCAAAACUUGGCAGGCUCGUUACCCCCUUCUAUAGGAAAUCUUUCCUAUCUUACUAGUAUCAACCUAGGAAGCAACAGCUUUCGUGGUGAAAUUCCUCAGGAAAUUGGUCGUCUGCAAAGCCUACACGUUCUCAACUUGUCUCACAAUUCCUUCAGUGGGAAAAUUCCAACCAAUUUAUCCCAGUGUACACAACUAAAGACGCUUGAGUUUCGUUACAAUGAACUUAUUGGCUCGAUUCCAAAACAACUCAGUUCAUUGUCGAAAUUAAAGCAUCUGGUGCUUUAUUACAACAGUCUGACUGGAACCAUCCCGAGUUGGAUAGGAAACUUUUCUUCUCUGCGUUGGAUAGAUUUUGCCGCAAACAAUUUUCAAGGAAGCAUACCCAAUGCGCUCGGGCGGCUAACAAGAUUGCAAGAAUUCGCACUUGAAGGAAACAAGCUCUCUGGUAUAAUCCCUGCUUCAAUCUAUAAUAUUUCUUCCAUAUACUUGUUUGGUGUUACUUCAAACCAAUUGCAUGGAGAGCUACCAACAAAUCUCGGCCUUACUCUUCCUAAUCUCCAAGAAUUUGUCUGUAGCGACAACCAAUUCACAGGAAUUAUUCCUGUAUCAUUGUCAAAUGCUUCUAGACUACAAGUUAUUGACUUCGCUAAAAAUGGUCUUACUGGAACAAUCCCAGGUGAAAAUCUUGGAACCUUGCGAAGCUUAGUUGCACUAAACCUUAAUCACAAUAGAUUGGGAAGUGGGAAAGCUGGGGACCUGAAUUUUCUCAAAUUCUUGGCUAAUUGUACUAGUCUGGAGUGGUUGAAUCUUUCCAGAAAUCAAUUUGGAGGAGAAUUGCCUGUAUCCAUGUCCAACCUUUCUACCACACUAAGAAAUCUUUUUCUGGGGAUAAAUUCGAUACAUGGAAGCAUCCCUUUGGGUAUUGGAAAUCUAGUAAACUUGGCCCUUGUUGAAAUGGAUAAUAACUAUUUCAGUGGUAGUCUCCCUGAAGAAAUCGGGAGGCUUCAGAAAUUGAAUGUACUAUAUUUGGACGACAACACUUUUUCUGGGCCAAUCCCGUCGUCCCUGGGUAACAUGACUUCAUUGACAAAACUCUUCCUACAACAGAAUAGAUUUCUGGGAAAUAUACCACCAAGUCUAGGAGACUGCCAACAUCUUCUACUGCUUAACCUUUCUGUUAACAAUCUAACAGGCACCAUACCUAAAGAGAUUUUUGGGCUUUCAUCCCUUACAAUUUCUUUGACAAUGUCUGACAAUAAGUUGACAGGUCCAUUGCCAUCUGAAGUUGGUCUUUUGGUACAUCUAGUAGAGCUAGAUUUAUCAAGAAACAAUUUAUCAGCUGAAAUUCCCACAAGCCUUGACAGUUGUGUUAUGUUGGUGCGUUUACAAUUGGGAGGUAAUGAGCUUCAAGGGAUAAUUCCUCAAUCUCUUAAAAGUUUAAGAAGCCUGGAAGAAAUUGAUCUUUCAAGCAAUAACUUAUCCGGGCAGGUUCCUGAGUUUCUAAGCAAGUUUAGAUUUCUUAGGCAUCUCAAUCUCUCGUAUAAUAAUUUUGAGGGUAAAAUGCCUGAAGAAGGGAUCUUUUCAAAUGCAACUGGUCUCUCAAUUCUUGGAAAUGCUAAUCUAUGUGGUGGUAGCUCGAAAUUACAUUUACCUGCAUGCCCCAACAUAAAGCCUCACUCAUCUCGAGGACUGCUUGCUCGAAAAGUAGUCAUCUCUGUAGCUUGCGCACUUGCCAUCAUAAUUGGUAUGUCAUGCCUUAUUGUUGCUCGUUCAGUGCUUAAGAGGCCAAGGAGUAUAUAUGUACGCUCACGUUCUUAUGAGGAUUGGAAAGCAAGUGUCUCUUACUCAGAACUUGUUCAAUCAACUGACGGGUUCUCUACAGAAAAUUUGAUUGGUUCUGGAAGUUUUGGUUUUGUUUACAAAGGAGUAGUCCCCGGUGAUGGAACUCUAGUUGCAGUUAAGGUGUUAAACCUUCAACAACAAGGAGCAUCCAAGAGUUUUAUGGAUGAAUGUAAAGCUUUGAGAAACGUAAGGCAUCGUAAUCUUCUGAAGAUCAUAACUGCAUGCUCAAGCAUUGACAACCAGGGUCAAGAUUUCAAAAGUCUAGUUUUUGAGUACAUGGUAAAUGGAAGCCUAGAAAUGUGGCUACAUCCGAGAAAUGACGAGCACACUCAGAGUAAGAGAUUGAGCCUUGUCCAAAGACUCAAUAUUGUAAUCGAUAUUGCUUCUGCAUUGGAUUAUCUCCACAACCAUUGUGAAACUUCAAUUGUUCAUUGUGAUAUGAAGCCAAAUAAUGUUCUUCUAGACGAAGAUAUGGUAGCUCAUGUUGGUGACUUUGGUUUAGCAAGGUUCCUCUUGGAGGCGUCUAAUGAUCCCGCUCAAAGUCAAACCAUAUCAACCGGAUUAAAGGGUUCAAUAGGCUACAUUCCUACAGAGUAUGGCAUGGGAGGCCAAGUUUCCAUCCUUGGAGAUGUUUAUAGUUUUGGAAUACUAUUGCUAGAAAUGUUCACAGGAAGACGACCUACAGAUGACAUGUUCAAAGAUGGUUUGAGCAUUCACCAGUUCACUGCCAUGGCGAUGCCUGACCAUGCCAUGGACAUAGUUGACCCACUGCUGCUCGUUGAAUGUGAAGAUGCAGAUGUUGAUGGAAGCCCAAUUCAAGCAAGAAGGUUGGUGGAAUGCUCAGUUUCAGUGAUGCAAAUUGGACUCUCAUGCUCUGCCACAUCACCGUCAGAGCGAAUGCUUAUGGGUGCUGUUGUGAACAAAUUAAAGACAAUUAGAGAUUCAUAUCUCAAAUUAAGAGGUAGAGGCUAGAAAUAUAAAUGUGAUAGUUCCAUUCUCCUAGACCUCGUGGUCCAAGAAAAUUAUGAUCACUCACGGUUCGAUCAUCAUCCAACGGUGGAGGACAUAAGAUCGAAUGGUGGGAGACCACACUUGAACCUUGUGGUCUAGGAUAACGGAAUUGAUAAAUGUGAGGUCAAGUUUGUUAAAUAAUUAGCCUCGUAUCGUCUGUGUGCAAGAAAUCAUUUGAAUAAGGAUAUUAUACAUAUCGAAUUUGUGUGAGAUUAUGUAAGGUUGAACUCAACAUUUUAUAUAGUAGAAUAAGGAAAGGAUGUUUGAAUCCUGUUUCUUCC
Molecule: messenger RNA, 3513 nt
Organism: Pyrus x bretschneideri (Chinese white pear)
Lineage: Eukaryota; Viridiplantae; Streptophyta; Magnoliopsida; Rosales; Rosaceae
Product: putative receptor-like protein kinase At3g47110
Exons: 2
Coding region: 98-3193 (1031 amino acids)
Biological process (GO): protein phosphorylation
Molecular function (GO): ATP binding; protein binding; protein kinase activity
Source: RefSeq, a predicted model, not a curated record